UGAUAUGUAAGCGGAUAAAAGGCGCCACCAAGUAGGCUAUCUCCGGUAUAUUCAUCCUAUUCUAGCGGUCUACGCCGAGGCAACCUCGUGUUACAAAGGGUUACCACCUAAUUUACUACCUAACUUAGGAGGUACCUAGGCAAUAUUAUAUACGAAGCAUGACCCCAGGGGUGUUAGACUUGAUUGGGGACUUGAAUACCUAGGUAGCAAUCUGAUAAAAGGGACUGGUCGACCGUCAUAACCCAUAAUCAACCAUUUGCCCACCUACCGGCUUGCAUUCUAUUCUUCGUCAUUCCUUUCCUCAGGUCAAUCAAGUAAUCACAAAUUGAACUAUGUUAUUUCGAACCCUGGCAGUUCCAGCUGCUGUUGCAGCAGCUUCUAUCAUCCCUCCCAGGGCUACCUGUGAGAAUCCAACUGUCAGAAAAGAGUGGCGUUCUCUAUCGGCAGAUGAAAGAGACUCGUAUAUCAGCGCUGUCCAUUGCCUUGCUAAGCAACCCUCUAAGCUUGGCUUAAGUACGACGCAAUAUGAUGAUUUCCCGUUUGUGCAUAAUGCUCUCAACAACGACAUCCAUUUCGUCGCGAGCUUUCUCCCGUGGCAUCGCUAUUAUGUGCACAUUUACGAACAAGCACUUAAGGAGUGCGGUUAUACUGGAGCCGCAGCGUAUUGGGAUUGGACAUUAGACUCAGAUGACACUCCCAAGUCCUCAAUAUGGGAUCCCGUCACUGGUGUGGGCGGCAAUGGAGAUCCUAACACGCCUGUGACGAUAGACGGAUACACCUACAAGUGCGUAUCAGAUGGGCCGUUCAAGGACCUCCGUCCUGCCUAUCUUACUGAUACAUACGUACCGCAUUGUUUGAGGCGGAAUUUCAACAACGGAUCCGAUUCAAUUGGAGAUAUGUUCAGCCCGCGUUACACGCCCGACGCCGUAGCCAAGAUUCAUGCCCUUCCCGACUAUGAUAGCUUUCGCAUUAAUCUUGAGAACGGACCACACGGCGCGAUUCAUAGUGCAGUAGCAGGCGACCUGAUGCCCGCUACUUCACCCAAUGACCCUCUAUUCUUCCUUCACCAUACGCAAAUUGAUCGUCUUUGGUCUCUCUGGCAACAGGUGGAUCCAGAGACCCGCGUAAACGACUUCAGCGGUUUUAGGACUCAAAACAAAACCGGACAACCAACACCUGCUCAAGCCACCUUGGAUGACAUUAUGCCUAUGCGUAACCUUGCAAAGGACAUUCCUAUUCGAGAUAUCAUGUCCACUCAAAGCGACCUUCUCUGCUAUACUUACUAGACCACGUGUUUUCACAUUUGGAUCUAAAAUCGAAAUUCUACUUGGAUUUGAUCCAUAGGCUUCCUACUCUAGUACAUCUCUAGAGUACCUUUCUUCCUCAAGAACAACGAUAUGACAUCCCCCACUAAGUAUACAAUUACAAAGAUCCACUAGGUAGUACCUAAACGGCUUAAAGAGAUACCCACCAUUUGUUAGUUUGAGAUGUAGAUAUAGACAAGAGGUCACCCCCAGGGUAACACAAGCCUAAGGUUGACACCACACCAUAGUUCUAUAAUAUUUUUAAUUAUUAUGUAUAAGUCAUAU
Messenger RNA from Daldinia decipiens, 1589 nucleotides. Its product is annotated as Di-copper centre-containing protein. The record is from RefSeq and is a predicted model, not a curated record. Lineage: Eukaryota; Fungi; Ascomycota; Sordariomycetes; Xylariales; Hypoxylaceae. Bases 333 to 1286 code for a protein of 317 amino acids. The transcript has 4 exons. Gene Ontology annotation, molecular function: oxidoreductase activity.